UCAUGAUCCAAUAUCUCGUCGAACAAUUGAUGAUAUUGAUGAUGAACAAAGAACAUGGUGUAUUCUUGAAUAUUCAACAAAUUUUAAAAAAUAUGAUAAAUUUAUAAAUAUAUUUCAUGUUUUAAUACCAUUUAUAAUUAAUAUAUUCUCUGCUAUAUGUAUUACGAUUCUAGUAUUUCGAAUGCGUUUAAAAACAAAGAAAAAAUCUACAUAUAAAAAACUUCUUUGUGUUCAAAUUCAACAAAAUAAACAUCUUCUUAUAUCACCAUGUAUUUUAACAUUAUUAUCUAUUCCUCGUUUAAUUAUUUCAUUUUUAUCUGGAUGUAUGGAAUCAAUACGUAAUCCAUGGUUAUAUUUAACUGGAUAUUAUAUUUCAUUUAUUCCACCUCUACUUAUUAUUAUUUUAUUUAUUUUACCUUCAAGAACAUACAGACACGAAUUUGUUUCUAUUAUAAGAAAAAUUAAUUUCUUCUCAAAAUAA
Adineta steineri is the source of this 481-nucleotide messenger RNA. The record is from the annotation of a GenBank genome assembly. Lineage: Eukaryota; Metazoa; Rotifera; Eurotatoria; Adinetida; Adinetidae.